Messenger RNA from Cynara cardunculus var. scolymus (artichoke), 1754 nucleotides. RefSeq names its product arabinosyltransferase RRA3-like. Gene Ontology annotation, molecular function: glycosyltransferase activity. The transcript has 2 exons. NCBI's taxonomy places the organism in Eukaryota, Viridiplantae, Streptophyta, Magnoliopsida, Asterales, Asteraceae. Gene Ontology annotation, biological process: root hair cell development. Bases 241 to 1551 code for a protein of 436 amino acids. The record is from RefSeq and is a predicted model, not a curated record.
UAGAAAUUGAAUUAAGACGAAAGGCAUAAACAGAAACAGUCAGUCAACCACGUCUUGGCUUACAAGCUGCAUCUACUCUGCACCGAAUCCYUCUCUACUUUUCUGAAAUCAACCACCAUUUUUAGGGUUUCUGAAUUCCUCCACGAUCGUUCACUCGUUAGUGAAAACCUUCCACAUCGUAUGCUGUAUUGGGUGAGAUUGGGAGAGCCAAAAGUCUCCACAGAUCCGACUCUGUGAACAAUGGCGGGUCCUGUGGGUCGUAGAGUCACCAACGCAUCACAAUCAAUGCGUGGAUCUCGAAUUGCUGUUGCAAUUCUCAUUGGAAUUMUGCUCGGAUGUGUCUUCGCGGUUUUAUACCCUUAUGGUCUCUUCUCCGACUCUUCCAAUUCGGCUUCUCAUUUUCAGAGUCGCCGUGUUUCCAAAUCGAAUCUCCAGAUUGGAUCAACUUCAUGUGAAUCCACAGAGCGAGUUAACAUGAUGAAAUCAGACAUUGCAGAUUUAUCGAACAGCAAUGACAAUCUAAAGAAACAAGUCAGGGAUUUAACUGAAAAGUUGCAGGCAGCUGAACAGAAAAAUGGUCAAGCUGAGCAGCAAGUUGUGGUGGUAGGCGAGCCACAAAAAGCUGGGCCUUUUGGUACUGUUAAGGGUAUAAGAACUAAUCCUACUGUCGUUCCAGAUGACACUGUUAACCCAAGACUCUCCAAAAUCUUGGAAAAAAUUGCAGUCAAGAAGGAGCUUAUAGUUGCACUUGCAAAUUCUAAUGUGAAAGCUAUGUUGGAGGUUUGGGUCGCUAGCAUAAAGAAAGCAGGUAUUCCUAAUUAUCUYGUUGUGGCUCUAGAUGAUGGGAUUGUAGAUUUUUGCAAAGAAAAUGACGUAUCAUUCUACACGAGAGAUCCAGAUGAGGGUAUUGAUUCAGUUGCUAAAACAGGUGGUAAUCAUGCUGUCUCAGGAUUAAAGUUUAGAAUCCUUAGGGAGUUUCUGCAGUUGGGUUACGGUGUUCUUUUGUCUGAUGUUGAUAUCGUAUACAUACAGAACCCUUUCGAUCAUAUAUAUAGGGAUUCAGAUGUGGAGUCUAUGUCUGAUGGGCAUGAUAAUAUGACUGCGUAUGGAUAUAACGAUGUCUUCGAUGAACCUGGUAUGGGUUGGGCUAGAUAUGCUCAUACAAUGCGAAUAUGGGUUUACAAUUCUGGGUUUUUCUAUUUACGACCUACUUUGCCUGCCAUUGAAUUAUUGGAUCGUGUGGCUGCCAGGCUCUCUCGGCCACCACCUGCUUGGGACCAAGCAGUUUUCAAUGAGGAACUGUUCUUUCCUUCUCAUCCCGGUUAUAUUGGUCUUCAUGCUUCCAAGAGAACCAUGGAUCGUUAUCUUUUUAUGAAUAGCAAGGUUCUUUUUAAGGAAGUAAGGAAAGAUGCUAACUUGAAGAAAUUAAAGCCUGUGAUUGUUCAUGUCAAUUAUCAUCCAGAUAAAUUACCACGAAUGAAAGCAGUCGUUGAGUUCUAUUUCAAUGGGAAGCAAGAUGCACUGCAACCGUUUCCUGAUGGUUCUGAUUGAUUUUCUGGAUCAGGUAAUCUUACARUGAGUAUAACACUUUUUAGAGAAAAUGAAUGUAUUAUUAUGAAUCUUCGUUCCACCGGCUUGACUUUUCAAUAUUUGUUACCCUUUAGUAUGCAAUGGUCCCUUUUUCUUAUUCACAGUACAGUUUGAUCUUAUUUUAUCCCUUUUAUUUUGGUCUUGAUAUAUUAUGUGCUUAUCUA